CCUGAUUGGAUCAUUGUUGUCUUCCAAUACGUGUCUGUCUGCUUUGUUUUCUUGCAGACGAUCAUCGAGCUGUUUGUGAACAGGCUGGAUUCAGUGGAGUCUGUUCUGCCAUAUGAAUAUACUGCGUUUGACUUUUGCCGCGAGAAAACAGUGAAACGUCCAUCAGAGAAUCUGGGCCAGGUUCUUUUUGGGGAGAGGAUUGAAGCCUCACCAUACAAGUUUGAGUUCAAGAACCCCGCCGCGUGUCAGAAGGUGUGCACCAGAACCUACGACACCACCAACCCAACAGAAAAAUCCAAACUGGAAUUCCUCAAGAAAGGCAUGUUACUCAACUACCAGCAUCACUGGAUUGUGGAUAACAUGCCGGUCACCUGGUGCUAUGAUGUCGAAGAUGGACAGAAGUUCUGUAACCCUGGAUUCCCUAUUGGCUGUUACGUCACAGAAGCAGGCCGACCCAAAGAUGCCUGCGUGGUCAAUUCUAACUUUAAUGAAAAGGAUGCCUUUUACAUCUUUAACCAUGUGGACAUCACCAUCCAUUACCACAUCGUUGAGCACGAACAACUUGGAGCUCGAUUGGUUGCUGCAAAGAUUGAACCCAAAAGCUAUGAAAAUCCUAAUGAUGACAGCCCUGAUUGCUCUGGGGGGCCAAAGUUCCUGAAAAACAAACAAGCAGGAGUGUUCAAGAUCCCAUACACUUACUCUGUCAGAUUUGUGGAAGACAAAAAUAUUCGCUGGGCGUCUAGAUGGGACUACAUCCUGGAGUCAAUGCCUCACACCAACAUCCAGUGGUUCAGCAUAAUGAACUCGUUGGUGAUUGUUUUGUUCCUGUCUGGAAUGGUAGCCAUGAUCAUGCUGCGGACUCUCCAUAAAGACAUCGCCAGAUACAAUCAGAUGGACUCUGUGGAGGAUGCCCAGGAGGAGUUCGGAUGGAAGCUGGUCCACGGAGAUGUUUUCCGACCUCCCAGGAAGGGAAUGCUGCUGUCUGUUUUCCUCGGCUCUGGAACGCAGAUCUUCAUUAUGACCUUUGUCACCCUUUUCUUUGCCUGUCUUGGGUUCCUCUCUCCGGCAAACCGUGGGGCUCUGAUGACUUGUGCUGUUGUUCUCUGGGUCCUUCUGGGAACCCCUGCUGGAUAUGUGGCUGCUCGCCUCUACAAAUCUUUCGGAGGAGAGAAGUGGAAGACCAACGUUCUGCUGACAGCCUUCCUCUGCCCUGGGGUGGUAUUUGCAGAUUUCUUUGUGAUGAACUUGAUCCUGUGGGGCGAAGGGUCUUCAGCAGCCAUGCCAUUUGGGACCCUGGUAGCCAUAUUGGCCCUUUGGUUCUGUAUCUCAGUGCCACUGACCUUUAUAGGAGCAUACUUUGGCUUCAAGAAGGCAGGGAUUGAGCACCCAGUGCGGACGAAUCAGAUUCCUCGUCAAAUCCCAGAGCAGUCAUUCUACACAAGGCCUUUCCCUGGGAUCAUCAUGGGUGGAAUUUUGCCUUUUGGAUGUAUUUUUAUUCAGCUGUUCUUCAUACUAAACUCCAUCUGGUCCCACCAGAUGUACUACAUGUUUGGCUUCCUUUUCCUGGUCUUCAUUAUCCUGGUCAUCACCUGCUCUGAGGCCACCAUCCUGCUCUGCUACUUCCACCUAUGUGCUGAGGACUACCAUUGGCAGUGGCGUUCCUUCCUGACCAGUGGCUUCACUGCUGUCUAUUUCCUGGUCUAUGCCGUUCAUUACUUCUUCUCGAAGCUGCAAAUCACUGGACUGGCCAGCACCAUCUUGUACUUUGGAUACACCAUGAUCAUGGUUCUCAUCUUUUUCUUAUUCACUGGUACUAUCGGCUUCUUUGCCUGUUUCUGGUUUGUUACAAAGAUCUACAGUGUGGUCAAAGUGGACUGAAGGAUACAAAAGCACAACGGACUAUACAUGAGGUUACGUUCUCCCAUCAACCUUUGGAGCAUUCAGCACUGUCAAACUGAACGGAGAAUUACAACCUGAACAUUCACCUCCUCGUGCAGAGAGGCCUCCGGCCGACGAGAGCAUGUGUACACUGGGUUGUAAUUUUGUACAUACAGUAUCUAUCUGCAUAUAAUCUGAAUGAAAUGAAUCAUAACUGUACACGCCUCUUCCCAAUAUGUGACACACAGAAAGGUUAGUUUAUACCAUGCUACCUUCACAGAGUGCAGUGAGCUAUUGGCGUUGGACUGUCCACAGACUGUGUCAGCGGUCAUGUCAUGCAUUUUAGGUUUGUUUCAAAAUCCGUGCACACUGUUUGCAGAAUUAUAGUCCUACAAAUAAAACUGUGAGGGUGUGCUUCUUGACGGCUACUUCCUCUCACUGGUGAUAUUAAAUGUGUGCACAGGUGUGGAAUAUGCCGGUGUUACUAUUUUAAAUGUGAUUUUUGUGCAACGCAUCUCUGAAGAAGCUUUAGCAAUCUGCAGUCGCACGUUGUGUCUAAAAAAUGUGUCUACGUGCACAUUUCUACACAGUUUAUGUCUAAAUGGGUCUAUAUGGCUGUUCCUUUCUAAAGGCUACUCCAACUGCAGCCGCUCCUUUUGUUUAAAAUUUGAAGGUGACAACUUGUGAGUGCUUUGUCGUUCCCACUUUUCUCAAAGUAUUGUGGAACAGUUAUCAUUUCUGAGUUUCCGGGAUGAACUGAUGAAGUCUGACGUUUUGGAAGUCAUAGUUUGACCGCUUGUGCACAGUGCAGGGCAAUAUGAACCUAUUUCAGAGAAAGUAUUACAUUCUGAUCUAUCAGAAAGCCAGAAAGUCCAGUCCCACUUUGGCGCUAGGGGCAUGUUGAUGUGUCAGGAUACAUCCUUGUCCUGUUUCCCAGCAACAACUUGUAUUCUCGCUCCAAACAAGCUGCAAUGUUAACGUACUCGCUCCUGAGAGAGCUUCUUCUCAGCCACUCAUUUUGUCUGCAUGAUGUGUUCAGUGUGUGCUGAGAGCAAGAAAUUUAAUCAUGCUCCAGUCAGCGUGCCAUGCCAUCACACAAAGCACACACAAAUGCUUUGUGUGAGUCUUUAGUUUAGCUUAAGACUCAUGGGAGCUGUAAUUCUUCAGCUAGGGCCAACAAAUCUUACCAGCAGGCAGUAGUUAAAUACCCAUUAGGCUUACAUUUAGCGCAGAAAACAUGAAUAUCAUGUUGGCUCAGCUUUUUAAAAAGACUGAUUAAAAAAACAACAAAAAAAAAAAACACUUUGCUGCAAAAAUACAAGGUUAUCCCCAGGCUAGUGGUAUACAAGUAGUGGAAUCCUGUAGUAAUUUCAUUUCUCUCAAUGACCUAGCAGAUGAUGCAAACUAAGGACUUGUAUAUUUUAAACAAGUGUUUUUUUUUUUUUGGUUACAUGCAUUUCUCUAUACUGAGCUCAUUUAAAAAAACCAAACCAAAACACAAGGAAAACCAUGUUUCCAAAAUCUUUCACUCAGAACGCAAUGACCUAAAAAAAAUCUGUAGCGUUACAGCAUGUAUCACUGUUGUCUUAAUUUUUUUGUUUUCUUUUGUUGCAUAAACCAAUAAGACACCUCUUUCCUGCAUGGGUUGUGCUACCUUACACUAUGUUUCAGACAUGAAUCCGAAAUGCUGCAGCAUGCUUCAGUUAGCUUUAUUUUCAUAAACACAAGUAAUUCCAGUAAGCAAGUAAAGCAAAUAUAUAUAUUCAUUAUAAAUACAUGUGUAGGGCAGCCACAUAUAUAGAUAUACAGCAGUACCGUUCUGUAUUUGACCACAAGGUCUCAUCCAGAUCACAUUUACAGUUACUCAUUUGGCUUUUAUCCAAAGCGACUUACAUUUGAGUUCACACCUUAUGUCCCCUCUUGCCUCAUUCAUCUAGGAAUAAAAUGAAUUUUUAGUUUUAAUUUUAAUGUUUUGCGAAUUUUAUGUAGUAAAUUGCAUUCUAAUUUACAAUAAUGUGUUAUGUAUGUAAUAAAUUUUAGUUUUUCCAAAUAUUACGUAAACCUGCAAAAUGGACUGUAAAUGCACAGAUUUGGUGACAGUUGGGUUAUUUGUAAAAUUUGAAAGAGGUCGCUUUAAUUAAGUGCAUUUUGUGUUAAUUACACACUGACUGCAGUUGUGCUUUUGAAAAAUGAACACAAUAUUGAGAAAUGUGUGUAACCAAGUGUUAAAAACUAAACAAAAGCAAAAGCUUUUAAUGAAGCUCAAUACCGACUGGAGAUUGAACAGCCAGAAAUCUCAUCACUUGGUCAAGUCAUCGUCCCUCACAGCCCAACAGUGCACACCACGUUAUUGCCAAAUCAGGAAUAAAUACAUCUCUUCACCUGUGAAAGUCAUUUUUGUAAGAGCUGGACACCAGAAGACUAACUUGCAUCUUUAGUGAGGUUUUUCAGCCAGCUGACUGACUGCUUAUUAUUUUCAGCUUAUAUAAAUAGGUUGGUUUGUCCUUGUCCCCAGCUUUCUGUAGACCUGGUUUGUAAAGUAAAUUGGUGGAACAGGCCAUGUCAUCAGAGGCUUUACCUUGACCUUUAUGGCGUUUGAAACAUUUAUUGUAAAGAACUUUUUCUAAUCUUAAAAAUGUAGAGUAGACUUUUUUUGUUAACAUGGAAACAUUCUGCUAAUAAUGUGUAUUAAACUAUGGUUUGUCAGUGUUUCGGUGUUAACUAAGUUGGUCUAAUAAUUAAAUUGGAUUUUUUUCUCUCUCA
Molecule: messenger RNA, 4641 nt
Organism: Micropterus salmoides (largemouth bass)
Lineage: Eukaryota; Metazoa; Chordata; Actinopteri; Centrarchiformes; Centrarchidae
Product: transmembrane 9 superfamily member 2-like
Biological process (GO): protein localization to membrane
Cellular component (GO): membrane
Source: RefSeq, a predicted model, not a curated record